GGUUUCUCUGUGUAGUUUUGCGCCUGUCCUGGAACUCACUUUGUAGACCAGGCUGGCCUCGAACUCACAGAGAUCCGCAUGGCCAUGCCUCCCAAGUGCUGGGACUAAAGGCGUGCGCCACCACUGCCCGGCCUGUUUACUUUUCUAUAUGAGCCCCCAAACGAAGCAGAAGUCUCUAAGACAUGAAUCUCGGAGAAAGUAGAUUAAACCUGCUCUUUUUGAAUCUGGCCAAACUGACAAGCUCACCUCUGUUUCUAGGUGAAAGGGGAAAGGAUGGACACCAGGAGCUACUCCAGCCCUCCAGACAGGCUCUCCGUCUUCUCCGAGUCUGCCCACUUGCCACUGUCCAGGCCCUUCUACCUGGACCCCAUGGUCACUGUCCACCUGUGCCCUGAGGCCCCGGUGCCAAACCCUUACGCGGACGAGCUGCCUCUGCUGCCCUUUUCCAGCGAUACUCUGAUCAUGGACAAUUAUGGGGACCCGUACCCCUUCCCCUUCCCCAUGCCUUACCCCAGCUACAGGCGCUGUGACUAUGCCUAUGGGCCGGCCUUCAUCCGCAAGAGGAAUGAGCGAGAGAGGCAGCGAGUCAAGUGUGUGAACGAAGGCUACGCCCGGCUACGGCGGCACCUGCCCGAGGACUACCUGGAGAAGCGACUCAGCAAAGUGGAGACCCUGAGAGCGGCCAUCAAAUACAUCACCUACCUGCAAUCUCUCUUGUACCCGGAUGAGACUGAGGCCGAGAGGAACCCUCGAACCACCAGCUGUGGCCCCCUAGACCCACCUCUGAGAGUCAUUUGAGCUGGCGCUUUCCAAAAUGGGGUCUCCUGAAGCAGCAUCCAGGAGAUUCUCAUACAUGCACGUGGUUUGGGGCAGGGGACAAUAGUCCUACCACCGACCUUCAUUGAAUGUUGCUUACCUGGGUUUCAGAUGUACUAAAGUAUCUCAGGCAGACUGAGAAUCGCAUGCUGGCCUCACUGCUUUAAGAACUCAGAGGGUACAGAGUUCCCAGGGUUCUCUGCACCUCCAACCCCACCCUUCUAACAGCCUUGGCCAAAGGCCCUCUGAAGAGUGACGGCUCAGUGAUUGUGUCACACUUGGUAAAUAUUUGUUGAUGCUAUUCUCCUGUCCCAAUCCCGUCACCUGUGUCAGGACCACCAUUGACUUUCAUCCCGGAUUCUGCUCUCAACGGGCUCUACCCUCAUUCUGAAGUCGUUUCUUUAUCCUUUUGUGCAUCCUGUAAGUCAGUGUGUACAUACGUGUGAAGUUAUUAAAAUAUCAUUGCUCAAACCGA
Messenger RNA from Peromyscus californicus insignis, 1291 nucleotides. RefSeq names its product achaete-scute family bHLH transcription factor 3 (gene Ascl3). Bases 274 to 798 code for a protein of 174 amino acids. The transcript has a single exon. Gene Ontology annotation, biological process: developmental process; regulation of transcription by RNA polymerase II. Gene Ontology annotation, molecular function: protein dimerization activity; DNA-binding transcription factor activity, RNA polymerase II-specific; RNA polymerase II transcription regulatory region sequence-specific DNA binding. Lineage: Eukaryota; Metazoa; Chordata; Mammalia; Rodentia; Cricetidae. The record is from RefSeq and is a predicted model, not a curated record.